Messenger RNA from Acanthochromis polyacanthus (spiny chromis), 3804 nucleotides. RefSeq names its product contactin-associated protein-like 2. The record is from RefSeq and is a predicted model, not a curated record. Bases 1681 to 3789 code for a protein of 702 amino acids. The transcript is spliced from 23 exons. Lineage: Eukaryota; Metazoa; Chordata; Actinopteri; Pomacentridae.
UCCUGACAUUUCAUGUGAAAAUGCUGGCAAAGGUGGAAUACGGAGGAGUCCAAAAAUACAUAAAAGUUCCCCAAAUUGUUGAAAACUUUGACUUCCAGAAGUUUCUUCAAGAAGUAUCGGACAAAUUUAGUCUGCAGGCCCAACUUGAGACUGAAGGUGUGCUCAGCUUGACUGACACAUCAGAUACCGAGGUUGAUGCCGACACAUUCGAUGAGCUGGUCAAGUCAGGGGUGAGAAACUUCAAGGUUGGAUAUCGCCAGCAUCCAGCAACGGACAUUUGUAUUGUAUUGGAUGAAUCAGAUUCAUCUGUAAUACCAGACUCAUCACCAUCUCCUGCAUCACUGCCAGUCCCCCCGGUAUCACCAGCCUCUACGCCAGACUUCGCAGCACCGUCACCGGCGUCUUCCAAUUCAUCAGAUUCUACUAUUAUCCUCCCAACCACAAAGAACAGGAAGAGGGCCAGGAAAGAGUUGGAUCGUGAUGAAGCAAGACAGAGGGUUGAAACUGCUCUGAGCUCUAAUCCGAAGGGUGAAGAAAUCUUCAGAGAGUAUAACAAAACCAAAACACUGUCAGUUGUGACACGCAAGCAGAUGGUCAACAUUCUGGUUGCAGAAAUGAUAGAAACAUACGGGAGGAUUCCACCAAUGCAUGUCCGGGCCAGUUAUGCACUUGGAAUUGUGACCCUUUUUCCAUAUCUCCAAGAUCCUUACUCAAAACAUGGAUAUGAACACUACUAUGAUCCUCAGGCCAAUACUGGCUAUCUUGCAUGGAGACUCAAGACGGUACAACGCAACACCUGUGAUGGCUUCCGUGAGUGUUCCAGGCCUGAUUUCCAGGACAGCCCGACAACCCAUCGAGAAUCUCUGUUAACUGGUGAUCAGCUUCUUGGUGAGGAGUGCAAGGAGGCUCUUUCCAUAAUGAGACACUCGAUGGACACAUCUGUGGUUAGAGAGAAGAUGAGAGCCACCUUUGACUACAGACAGAAGCUGGUUCAUGACCAUGAUGCAACAGCUUCAGUGUUGGAUGUCUUCCCUCGUUUUCUUGAUACAGCAGGACUGAUUGAACAGGAUUUUUCCAUGAUGUUUGGGGACCAUGUCUCUGGAAGGUUUCUUGCAAGGUGGUCUUCAGAUUUCAAGCACAGAGUCGUCACAGAAUGCCAGAGUGUUCCCUCAAGUUCUUACGUUGAAGAGCUGCUGGCUGUUUCUGAUCUUGAGGUUGAGAAUGACUACGGCUGGGAUAGUGACAUGUCUGCUCUCCUGCUGCUGUUGCAUCUUCUGCCCCCCACAUCAAAAGGCCAGAAAAAAACUCCCAAGAUGAGCUCAGCACAGGCAGCCAAUCAUGUUGUCAGAUUCAUUAAGGAAGGAGCCAGCCUCACUACAUUCCUGGAUAAAGUCGAUGCAAGGCAGCCUUUCCUCCUUUGCAUCGGAGAGCAAAAGAAGAAAAUCACAAGGUUCUUCAUUGUUGUGGACCAGAAAGCUAUCCCAUGCAGCGCUCAGACAUCGGUGGCUGCUUUUGAUGUGCUGUUCAAGACUCACUAUGUCUUCAGCCUCUCCUAUGAUGAAGCACUUUCUGCAUUCUACACUUUCAUCCAAACAACAAUAUACAACAUUGAUGUUGGAACCACAAAGGAAACCCCACGAGUCAAGGAACUGAGGGCCAAACUACUGCAAGACUAUUAAAAUGCCACCAGUUCACAAAGGGGCAGAUGUGAUUAGUUUUGACGGCCAUGGCAUCAUCUCUUAUCGCUUCAGAAGUAAAAAGAUGAAGAUUAUCAAGGAUGUCAUCUCUCUGAAGUUUAGAACCACGGCUGGAGAAGGGGUGCUGCUCCAUGGAGAGGGACAGCAGGGAGACUACAUUUCCCUGGAGCUUCACAGGGCAAAACUCCAGCUCAGCAUCAACUUAGGCAGUAACCAGUACGGUUCUAUUCAGGGUCACACAUCUGUGACCAGCGGUAGCUUGCUGGAUGAUGACCACUGGCACUCAGUUGUCAUAGAGCGCUACCGAAGGAAUGUCAAUUUCACUCUGGACCACCACACUCAGCAAUUCAGGACUAAUGGAGAGUUUGACAACCUUGACCUGGACUAUGAGAUCAGCUUUGGAGGACUGCCUGUAUCUACCAAACCAAGUUUAGGAGGCAAAGAGAACUUUGUGGGCUGCAUGGAGGGAAUCACGUACAAUGGAGACAACAUCACCAACCUGGUCCGCAGAAAGAAGGUGGACACCUCUACCUUUCGUAACCUGACAUUCUUCUGUGCUGAGUCCAACUCCUUCCCCGUCUUCUUUAACUCCACGUCCUUCCUGCGGUUGCUGGGUCAGAGUGACAGCGACACUCUAUCAGUCAGUUUGUCUUUUAGGACUUGGAAUCCCAAUGGACUGCUGAUGUUCACAGCACUGGCUGAUGGCUGGGUGGAGGUGGGACUGACAGAGGGCAAGGUCACUGUCUACAUGAAUGUGACACAGAAGAAAAACACACGUAUUGAUGUCUCAUCAGGUUCAGGUCUGAAUGAUGGCCAGUGGCAUAGCGUCCAUCUCAAUGCAUUGGAAAACUAUGCUAUGUUGACAGUUGAUGGAGACGAGGCAUCCACAGUCAGGACAGCUAUCCCCAUCCAGAUCCAGACUGGAGGAACUUACUAUUUUGGAGGUUAUUUUCUACACACUAAUGCACGAUCACUUCAGCGGUCCUUCCAGGGCUGCAUGCAGAUGAUCCACAUCGAUGAUCAUUUGGCUGACCUUAGGGCUGUGGAGCAGGGGCUCAUUGGAACCUUUGAAAAUGUCAGCCUGGAUAUGUGUGCCAUUAUAGACAGGUGUGUUCCUAACCACUGUGAGCAUGGUGGUCGUUGCUCUCAAACAUGGGACACAUUCAACUGCAACUGCAGCGGUACGGGCUACACUGGAGCUACAUGCCAUACCUCACUGUAUCAGCAAUCCUGUGUGGAGUAUAAGCACCAGGGGAAGAGUUCAGGAAGCUACUGGAUUGACCCAGAUGGUAGUGGCUCUAUUGCCCCCUUCAGAGUCAAUUGUGAAAUGGCAGAGGAAACGGUUUGGACCACACUGAGAAACAACCUGUCUCCUCAGACAGCAAUCUCCAAGGCAGACCAGGAAGGGAAAGCAGUGCUGCAGAUUACUUAUAAUGUGACUGAUGAACAGGUGUUGUCAAUUACCAGCAGUGCAGUGAGCUGUGAACAGUAUGUAGCCUAUGCGUGCCGAAUGUCUCGUCUUCUCAGCAGUCCAGAUGGCAACCCAUUUACCUGGUGGGUAGGAAGAGCCAAUGAGAGGCAUUUCUACUGGGGGGGUUCAGGACCAGGGAUACAGAAGUGUUCCUGUGGUAUUGAACACAACUGUACUGACCCCAAACACUACUGUAACUGUGACGCUGACCUGCGUACCUGGAGAGAGGAUGCAGGCCUAUUGGUCUACAAAGACCAUUUGCCAGUCAAUCAGGUUGUGAUUGGUGAUACAAGCAGAGCUGGAUCUGAAGCCAAGCUUACAAUAGGACCACUCAAAUGCCAGGGUGAUCGUAACUACUGGAACGCAGCCUCGUUCACCAGCCCUGCCUCCUUCCUCCAUUUCCCUUCCUACAGAGGAGAAACAGGCACUGACAUCUCCUUCUAUUUUAAGACAUCCUCCACUCAUGGAGUGUUUCUGGAAAACCUGGGAAGCCCUGGUGCCAUUCACAUCGAACUCAGAGGUGUGUAUGUACACACACUGUACAACAUGUUAGAACCAAAGGGACAGGAACAUAUUUGUAGCAAAGACAUGAAUACUUUUAACUUACACUACUCACAAUAAGUUAAAGAUAUUAUU